AUAAUAAGAAGACAUAGGUCGUUUGGAAAACAAAGCAAGCGGGCAGCUUCAAGUGGAAGUGACACGUCCGAUUCGGCGAAGAGCAGCGAUGAAGAAAACAACGUAACUUCUCCUCGCAACAGAAAAGGUAUUUUUAAGAAAAAAUGUAUUUAAAAAGGGCAGAAUUGCUGCAUACCAUGCAUUUAUUUCUCUGUCAACUCUUAGAGCAUGCGCGCGCUCAUUCGCUGCCACUUUCAAGCCAAGUAACCCCAACGAUCUCAUCUGAGGUUUGCCUUGAGUUUUCAAAGUCUCUCAUUAAAUUCUCGCCAUCAAACGUUGUUCAUUUGUAAUGGAGCAGUAAUGUUAUAAGGCGAAUUAUGAUCACAUUUUCACAACUGAUUAGCAGGGAAAAGCGGAAGACUAGCGACAGUAGCCCUAACGUUUUCUUCGAGGAUAAAGGUUUGACACUCUGGACCAAUUUCCGUGUUGAUACUUAAUUCAAAAUAAGUAAUGAUGUAUUGUUCUAAUUUUUAAUUCACUGAUUACAGCGAAUUUGCCUUGCUUGUUACGUAUAAUUAAUUAAGUAGAGCAAUCGGUAAGAGAGCAUUUAGAAAAGACACUGUUCACAUGAAAGUCCAAAGUUGAAAGUCCUUCGGGAUUUCAUUAGUUCUAAUUUGAUUGGUUCUGCAUCUAAUGGGCCUAGUGAUUGGCCGAGAAAACACUUGUCACUUAACCAACCAAUCAGAUGGAAAAAAAAGUCCUUGCGGACCGUAAUUACAUUCACCCACAUUUUUAACAUCUUGACAAUGUCUACUAUAACUACGAUAAAGGUUUUUAUUGUGCCUUCCAAUUGAAACAAACAAUCCUAUUAUACUCCAUUAAAUCACCGACAGACGAACAGUGAUUCAAAAAGCAUCGCACUGAUUCACCCGAGCAGACAAUAGCUGACCAUGUAGUUUCCCCGAGUCAGUCGUGAACAUUCUAUAAACUAGACUAGUUGUAAUUUAAGAUAUGCUACACAACGCACUAUUAAAAAAUAUCAAUGAGGUAAAAUUCGAAUAAAAUAAGAGUCCUAUCCCACCUCUUUUCCCCACACCAGCCUCCUAAUCUUUAAAGGCUCCUUUUUUCUAUCUCCCCGUGAUGGGGAGGUUUAACGAUAAAACAAAUCACAAUUAGCAAGGUCAAUCUCUUCUAUGUGUUUAACAGUUAUCAUAUGCUUACAGUAUCAAGGUGUGAGUAUGAAAGCGAUCUUCGCAGUAAUGAACACUACUUCCGCAGUAGUGAAAAUAAGGCCUGAAAAAAAUUCAGGCUUGUACGGGAUUUGAACCCAUGACCUCUGCGAUACCGGUGCAGCGCUCUAUCGCAGAGGUCAUGGGUUCAAAUCCAUGCAAAUUUUUUUUUUUUCAGGCCUGAAUUUUUUCAUGCCUUAUUUUCACUACUGUUUAAGUAGUGUUCAUUACUGAGAAGAUCGCUUUCAUGCUCACGUCUUUAUCCGCAGUUCAAAUAUAUGACUGUCAUAUAUUCACAGUCGAGUAUCAAGGUGUACAAAAAAGUUGAAGGGAAAAAAAAGUUAACCACGUUAAAUUUGGAUAUUACCAUUACUGAUAGUUGUCACUAACGAUGCGGGCGUCUUUUGUCGCACUUUUAUUUUUUUUAAACCGCACAGGACGCAAGCGAAAUCAGGAGGUCAAUAUUGUACCGUGUAAGAAGAAAAAGCUUCCUAAUGAGGACUCAGGUGAAAAGGAAACGAGUAAGCUUGAUCUUAUCGAGAACAGGAUAAGAACGCGGAUCAAAGCACGUAUCAGAGCGAGACUGAAGGUGAGAGAGGCAGAAGAGUUGCGCCUUCUGGAAAUCAAGGCUCUCAAAGAGAAUGGAUGGUCCAAACUUAUUCCUUAUGAAAUACUGCUGAGGAUUUUCAAGCAAGUUGUGAGCGACACCGGACCAGUUCCUUUCUUAUGCAGGUACGUUUCAUUCCAUUUUCCUCAUUUUAAUGGUUGCAAUUAGAGGGCAUUGGCUAUUAGGUCUCCUGAAGGUGUUGUUUGGUUUACCCUGAACAAUUAAACCUAGAUUUGUUUAGAUCAUCAAGAUUAUCAUUUGCAGUUUAAGUCAACACAUGCUUCCCCACCCUCAACUAACCUCGCUCUUUUUCAGGUCUAUUCCAUUUAGUAUGGAGUUCUUCUUCCUACUAAGGAGUCAUAUUUUGUGAUCUUCCUUACACCGAAGGCGAUUUUAUACCAUCCAAAAAUAAGCAUCUAAAAAUGUUAUGACCUAAAGCCUUUGCAUACAACUGAGAGAGGUAUUUCGGCAUUUUAUGUCGAGAAAGACAUUAUUCAAAGUAGUCUAUACUCACGACUUAGCACUACAAACAACUGUGAGCACUUGAAACUGACUGUAACUUACGUACAAAAUAUGGUAUGCUUAAAAAGAACUGCUUCCCUAAGAAAUGCGUACGCACUGCGUAAAACCACUUCCUGUCAGGGAAACGCCCCAACUGAUUGAAUUGAGUAGUAUGGGCUUAAGUAGUCCUAAAAAGGACUGUUAUUGGUGAGACUAACAUUUCGACAAUCUGAGCAGGUCAUCAACAUCGUCAAGUGAAGAAUUGUUACUCAGCAGUCGAGCGUUCCAAGUGUAUACAUGGGGUAAAUUUCUGAAGAAACUGUAGUGCUGGGUCAGUGGAAGGGGGCUAUUAUUACAAAAUAAUUUGGUUUUAUCGGUGAGUUGAUUAUGUGAAUUGCCACCGUAAAGAGUUUUUAAAGCUGAAAUUUCGAGCGUCAGCCCCUACUCAGAGGAAUUGUGGGUUAUGUGUGGUUUGAGGUUUGGUUAAUGAAAACCGACUGAUUAGUAAGUUUGGCUGUGAUAUCAUUGGCUACAGUAUUCGCGUGGUUUUAUUAUUUACAAAUGUCUUUUGCUAAUUUUGUGUUUAAAUAUAAAUGCAGGAUGUCUAGGGUCUGUCAAAGCUGGAAGCAAGUUGCUUCAGAAACAAUGUUGUGGAGAGAAGUCAAUUUAUCGACAAUGAGCAUUGAAUGUCCAAGAUCUGCUAUCGACUCCACGAUUGUAAAGUUAGCGGUGUCACGACUGAAAAUUGUCAGAGAAUUGAACCUUGAUGGGUGGAGUGAGUUGACAGAUGUAGGACUGAAGGUAGGGAAAGAGUGUUCAGCUUCUAAAGAUGGAAACUAAUUUUGUCUGUGGUUGUGCCCGUAAGUAAGCAGCAUAUCUAUUAUGUCCAGCCAGCCUGCCUUAUUGUUGCCCAAUGCCCCACAGGGAAUUCAGCGUCUUGUCAAUUGCGUAGCCUAUUACAUCACAAGUUUUCCGAGAGCUUCUCCUAGUGAUGCUGAAACUGUUUGGUGUCGCCGAUAAGCGGAGAAGACCGCUGAUUAUUGAUCACCUUCAUCCGUUCUAUUUCUUUAAUUUGUUAACUUAGGCCAUAGGAAAACACUGUCACUCUCUGCAGUCCAUUGUGUUAUCCCAGUGUGGGAGUCUGUCGUCCAAAGGUAUCUCUACUCUGGUUUCAAAGUGUCGCCAGCUGAAGAUGCUCGAUGUCGCUAUGACAAAGGUAAUACUCAUACAUAACAAGCAGAAAAUUUGUAGCGCAAGCCGCAACGAGUUCUCAUGCGUAAGGCAGUUUAGCCUUUCUUUUACGCAACGUUUUAGUUAGGUGUGUCCACAACAUUUCUUACACCAAUUUUCCAUUUACUUAUAGCAAUCACCAAUAAGCAUCGUUGUACUACAGAGCGACUUUUCGAAGGAUAUCCCAUGUAAUCCUUUUUCCUUAAAUUACUGUGCAAAUUUGUGUAACAAGUUGGCCAGUUUGAGGACUCUUAGAUAUUGUAUGCCUCAAGAAGUUAGCAGGUGUAGAGCUGAAAUUAAUCGCUUUGCUCUCGGUUAAUGUCAUAUAUUUUGUGUGCAAUGUGAAAAAGGUUUUACGCCUUUGAUUUUUACGGAUUAUAGAUUGACAUCGCAAGUCUCCAUCGUGUAACUAAGCGAUUAGGAAAUCAGCUGGAAGAGCUUUGCUUGAUGAACUGCAGUCGGUUGGGAGGCGAACAAGUUCUUCCUAUAAUACAGGUUUGUUAUAAAACCUAUUUGUGAACCGUUAUUGCUGUUGUUGUCCUGUCAGUCAUUAGAACAUGGGCUGUAAGAAACGAGGCCACUAAAUUCUACGGAUAAGUUUCUAUAAAAUUCUGCGACUCCCGAGAUAAAACGUAUAAACUUAGGGUUGGGAAUCUCCACCACCAGUCAAGAGAGGGUGGAAUGUAUGUUCUCGUUUUCCGACUCUCGUGGAAACUGAAAAGCUUUGAUCCAAACCGGAUUGUUUAUGGAAGUUACGCCAUUCAGCCUCAUACCCAUCACAGAAAUAGAGAUGAACCUUUACAUAAAUCCAUAGAAUUAACAUAUUGUAUCAGUCUGCUAAAAACUCAUCCACGCUGUGUGCCAUUUUUUUGCAGGAGCGUUGUCCGAGCUUGACUGUCCUUGAUUUAACUGGUACCAAUAUCAGAAAACUUAAUGUAGAAAAGCUCCAGGUAAGAAUCAAAGUAAGGUACAUUUAAAUUCUCCAUCCUUUUUCAUUUCAGUUUAGUAGAGUAGAGUAGAGCAUCGGUACAGGGAAUCUGAUAAAGGUUCCAGGUUUGAUAUCCGAUGGGAACUUAAAUCUUUCAGUUUCUCUGUCCAACGCUCGUGACAAUUACGACGAAAAAAAAUUUAUCUUUCUUUGAUUUUCAGGCUGGUUGUCCAAAGCUGAAAGAACUGUUCCUUGCCAACCUACUUCUUCACUCAACUCCUAUAAGCACUGAUGUGGUAGUAUUCCAUAUAAACUUUAAGAUUAAUCUAAGAUUACAGGACUAGAUAAUAUCUCUGCUAGGUUGAUUCGUGAGUGUGCUGGUAUUAUUUCAGGCCCGUUAUGCGGUCUAUUUAGUAAAUCCCUGAUGUCUGGCAUAUUUCCUGACGACUGGAAAUGUGCCAGAGUGACUCCGUUUUUUAAACGAGGCGAGUAAUCUGACUUAAACAACUACCGACCUAUCUCAGUCAUUUCCGUAGUCGCCAAUGUGUUCGAGAGGAUUGUGUACGAUCAGUUAUACAACUUCUUGAGUAAACAGUGAAGAAAUCAGCUCUAAACAACAAUCUGGUUUCCGGUCUCUACACUCAACUGUUACUGCACUUCUAGAAGCCACUGACAGUUAGGCGUUUAAUAUCGAUCAUGGCUACGUCAAUGCCGUAGUGUUUUUCGACUUAAAAAAGGCAUUCGACACUGUUGAUCAUGAGAUGUUACUAACUAAAAUGAAUCGGUGUAGAAUUCAAGGUAAAACUCUUGAUUGGUUUACAUCGUAUUUGACAAAUCGUACACAACGGUGCUCAGUUAACGUUUGUCUCUCUGACCUCACCACUGUUAAAUGUGGUGUGCCACAGGGAACGAUCCUUAGCCCUCCUUUAUUUCUAAUUUAUAUCAACGAUUUGCCUGACUAUCUUUCGUUCAGCAUACCUAGAAUGUAUGCUGAUGACACCCACAUUACUUAUGCUGGUUCUGAUUUGCAUUGGAUUCAGUUUAGUCUAUCUCACGACCUUGAAAAGCUAAGCAAAUGGCUUGUGUCUAACAGAAUUACUUUGAACGCUACAAAAACUGAAUUUAUGUUGAUCGGCUCCAGGCAAAGAUUAAGUGCUCUAUCUGAUACACUCGAACUCUCCAUUGAUAAUAUUCCGAUUGAACAAGUUUCCUCUAUGAAAUCACUUGGAAUAUAUAUCGAUGAAAAUUUAACGUGGCAUUCCCAUAUUGAUAAACUGUGUAAAAAGAUCGCAUCUACAAUUGGAGCCACUUUGAUUACUGCAGCCUAGUCUGGGGUAAUUGUGGUAAAACAUCAUCUAACAAGCUACAAAAACUACAAAACCGUGCUGCACGAGUAAUAACUUCGUCAAACUAUGACGUAGAUGUCGAUUCUUUGUUUUACAAACUCAGCUGGAAAGACUUGAAAUCUCAACGUUGCUGCCCAACAUACCAAAAGGCAUAACGGCAGUCAGUUAAUGAGUUAGUCAUUAAGAAGCAAAUUAUGGCCGUGACUGUGUUUUAGAUAUCUUGUAUUAAUAAGCAAAAAUCUUGAUGAUAUUUUGACUUGGUUUGCCUCUUCAGCUAAAUGCACACUAAUAUACGAGGAUUCGGUGAUUCGCUAUCACCGUAGAUCGGUAACGUCAAACAUUCAUAACGCGUUUUCGUCACAUAUCAUUCGCUGACGAGCAUUUUUUCCAUCUCCAGGAACAGAAUGGGUUUCCCCAACUAGAGACACUUUGCCUGGCCUGUGGUUGUUUUGCAGGGGUUCCAAGGGUUGAUCGCUUUUUGUUCAGGUUUGUGAUAUAUUUAAUUCUGCUCUGCAAAGAAACUGUCGGUAGCCUAAUCAAAAAUCACUCGAUUUGGAAAGAACUUAAACAGAAUUUUGGAUUUUUCGGCAAAUAUAGACAAUGACUGACAUUACUAGUAAUGGGAACCAGCUUUCCAUUCAACCUUGCUCGUUCCCUGCCUAGAGAAUAAUGCGCACGUUCCAGAAUACGUUCAAUAUGUUUUUAAAAUCGACUGUGUUCACUUUUGUAUGAUCCGUAGACUCUUGAGAACGUCGACCAAUCUCAAAAAGCUAGACGUGAGAGGAUUACAGAGAAUCACCCCUGAAGGAUUACAGGUACAAAUAAACCGAACUUUGUCUAAACUCCCUCGAUGCCGUCUUUGAGAUGUAACGCACCGCUGGCCGAGCGUUGCGUGACAUCUCUUUAAAAUAGGACUUCAUGACACAUCGAGCUCAACCAAGCUGAGCGAAAAACAGGGCCACCAACAACUCUUUGACCCAAGCGCACUUGGUGCUUGUUUAUGACAUUUGUUUAAUUGUUUUUGUCUUCCUUUAUUAUUAUUGCUGACUCAGUCUUUUUGAAAAUUUAUUCAAGAAUCUUUCAAUUUUUGUUCUGCAGAGUUUACCAGUAACUUCUCUUACGGAGUUGUUUUUCUCGGACACACACGCUACAUUUGCUCUGAUGUCAGCUGUCAUUCAGCAGGUAAUAUCUUCUAUGACGUCAUGUGCCGAGAGAAACCUUGGCCAAACACCCGAGAGAGUAGUUUUCUCGAUAUUCCAGUGGUGAUAAACGAAAAAAAAAUCUCCUAUCUGUGGAAAACUUUUCGAUGAAGAGUUGUAAAUCAGAACCAAUGUAUCCAUAACGACCGACCAUAUCCUAAAGAAAAUACUUGUUCUCUGAAGCGUGGUGAGAUAUCUUUGGACCAAUCACAGAACGGGGUAGAGUAAAACCACUGUAAUUCGAACCUAUCCUCUCAACUCGUUCAGAAAUCUCUUCAUCCUCUGAAAGUUUCACCAAUUUUGUCUUUAACUGGUUAUAGAGCUUUCCCAAAAUUACUUCCGUUUCCACAUCAACUUGUUUGUAUCUUUUUUAAUUUCAGUGGCAUCAUAGUUUGGAGAUUUUGGACAUUUCCUCCAACAGUGGUGUUAGUGAUGAGUCUAUGGUGCUAUUGAAAAACUCUGGAAUGCCCAAGCUGUACAGUUUAGAUCUUAGUAGCACAAAUGUUACAGCCGAAGGUGUGAGGUGAGUGCUUACUUCCCUAACGCUUUGUACGUCUGUGUAGAAUACAGGGAUAUAAAAAGUUCUUUUAAUGCAAUGUUUUCUCAAUAAAUUAGCGGCGCUCGAUAUCUGACGGCACAGAGCGUUCUCAAUCAAGCCCCGCACCAAAAAAUCGAUAAACAUCAUGGCAAGACAAUUUUCGCUUUGAGAAAAAAGUCAGAAAUGAUCUUUGAUAUGCAGCUGCAGGAUUGUAAUUUUGUUGUUGCGCACACAGCUAGAUUUGAAAUUACGAACAUGAUAAGUUUGGCAGAGUGCAUGGGCAGGCUGGUUGCGCCGGCGACAUCGCAGACAUAAUUGAAUGCCUCUUUUUCUCACGUGUGUAGAAAAGCUUUAAAUGCCAGCCCAAGACUCAGGCAUUUAAAUUUGACGUCAUGUCGUGGAGUUCCCAGAGGUCUGAAGCAAUGGCAUGGCGGAGCUAAAAUUCAAAGUUUGUUGAAUACAUUGGAAGAACUGGAGUCUGGGGCGAACAGCGAACAGCGACGAAGCGGGUGA
Messenger RNA from Pocillopora meandrina, 8070 nucleotides. The record is from the annotation of a GenBank genome assembly. Lineage: Eukaryota; Metazoa; Cnidaria; Anthozoa; Scleractinia; Pocilloporidae.